AUGAAGCAUGCGAUCAGUGUCGUAGAAGCCACGUCAAGUGUGAUCAAUCACGGCCUUGCGCUCUAUGCAAGCGACGAGGGAUCGACGACCUUUGUGGACGAAACGGAAGAGGUCGCCGACCUAUACCAGGUCACAGAUGCGAGCAUCGAGGUCUCGAGCGUCGCAUUAGACCAGCGUCCGUCGCCACGGCCUGGACUGUCAAGCCACGGUACCCCCAUCACGGAUGCCACUGACGCCUUUUUCCUCUGGCGAUACAUCGACUUCAUCGGGCCGCGCUUCGACAUGUUCGACGAUGCACCGCGGUAUUUCUCGACCGUCGUGCCGCAGCUCGCUCUCAAGGACCCGCUUGUCCUGCUCGCCUGUGUCGCCGUGGCAGCCCGCCAGUACUCCCUCGUCAAUGACCAGCAGCAGCACAGUCAUGAGCAGGCUUUGACAUACUACAACGCUGCCAUUCACCUGCUGUCCAAACGGCUGCACGAUAGCGGGCCAGACCCAGCGGUAUUUGCGAGCUGUCUGCUGAUAGCUCAUUGUGAGAUGGUCGAGAGCAAGGCCUCAGCCUGGGACUUGCAUCUCAAGGGGACCGGCGAUCUUCUCAAGAUGAUGAUUAUCCUUGCCUCUCUUUGUGCCGGCAAGCCGGCAGCCUUAGAACCGAGAGAAUGGCUUCCUGGGGGCGUAUUCUGUGAUCCGCCGACGUGGACUCUCAAAUCAUGGCAAAAGAAGGUCGUUUUUCUGCUCGGGAUGGUUCACGAUUUCUGGAGUCGCACGCCUCCCGACGACAUGGAUCGACCCACUAAGCAACGCCACGAUGCCCAAUGGAAAGAGCUCGAAGCGGAGCUAGUGAGCCUCCAGACCCAAGCACCAGCCGUGUGCUCACCGAUCAGCAUUCUACCUCCAAAUGGAGAGGACACUCCCUUCCAGUCUGUGCGGUACUUGAACGGUCCCGUGUCCGCCGCAUGGCAGAUGCUACACACUGCGUUUCUCAUCCACACAAUCUGCACGCCUUGCUCGCCGGCGAGUAGCCGCCUCUCUGUGCUCUCCCGCCCGGACGUGACUGGCCGAGCACAGAUGUACGCGCGCCAGAUCGUUGCCAAUUCGCUGGCGAAUCGAUGCACCAUCGCGUGGGCGAAUGCCGUCCAACUCCUCACUCUUGCGGGUCAGUGUCUCGUGGUGGAGGCGGAGCGGAAUGCAUGCGUCCGCGUUCUGCAAGAAAUCCAGCAACAGACAGGCUGGAACACGCGAGCGAGCAUCGACAGACUUGGCGCUGCGUGGGAGAAUGCUUGGAGCUAUGAGUCUCGGGGGAGGCACGCGGCGGUCGGACAGGUAGAUGCUGGGAAGCUGCUGUAUCAUGUUUGGCUUGGCGAGGAGAGAAGGCCAAGCUAG
Molecule: messenger RNA, 1380 nt
Organism: Aspergillus fumigatus Af293
Lineage: Eukaryota; Fungi; Ascomycota; Eurotiomycetes; Eurotiales; Aspergillaceae
Exons: 3
Coding region: 1-1380 (459 amino acids)
Biological process (GO): positive regulation of transcription by RNA polymerase II
Cellular component (GO): nucleus
Molecular function (GO): DNA-binding transcription factor activity; transcription cis-regulatory region binding
Source: RefSeq, a predicted model, not a curated record